GGUCCUUCUGCUGGGUGGACACUUAGAGCAAUUACUUCUCUGGAGAGUGACUGUCAAUCAUUCUUAAAGGGGAAGGCCACCAAUUAAUAACCUCGUCUUAAUCCCGUGGACUCAUUUCCAAUCUGCAGGGCCCGUAGACAUCUGCAUCUGAUUCUAAAUAAAGAAUCUCUUGGGCUUUGAGCAAAGUUGGGUCCAUGAGAAAUAAGGGCUGCUGCCGAGAACUUUGGCAGCCAAGUCGUGAGAUUGGCACCGUGGAACUGCCUGCUGGCCUUCCAGGAGGAACCCGGUACAGAGUUAAAUAAUCUUCUGCCUAGGACAAGUUGUGUCCGUGCAGCGACAUUUAUUACCAAGCAGAGGCCAAGAUGUUCCUCAGUAAGUGCGAGGGGGAACUGAGCGAGCUGCGGAAGAGCGUGGACAGCGAAGGUACAACACCGGAGACCCAGGACGAGGAGCAGCCCAAGAAGAAGCACCGCCGCAAUCGGACUACGUUCACCACCUACCAGCUGCAUGAACUGGAGCGGGCCUUUGAGAAAUCGCACUACCCGGAUGUCUACAGCCGCGAAGAGCUGGCCAUGAAAGUCAACUUGCCGGAGGUCAGAGUUCAGGUCUGGUUCCAAAACCGGAGGGCCAAGUGGCGACGGCAGGAGAAGAUGGAGGCCAACUCCAUGAAGCUUCACGACACUCCCAUGCUGUCCUUCAACAGGCCUCCCAUGGCUGCUAACGUCGGACCCAUUGGCAACUCUCUCCCGCUGGACCCAUGGCUGACAUCCCCCAUUUCCAGCGCCACCACGGUGCACAGCAUCCCAGGAUUUAUGGGGCCCACCCAAGGCCUGCAACCCACCUACGCUGGUCACUCAUUCCUCAACAGCCCACCAGCAAUGCCCCAGAGCAUGCAGCCAAUGGCGCCCACACCGUACCAGUGCGCCGCCCCUUUCGUGGACAAGUACCCCUUGGAGGACGUCGACCAGAGGAGCUCUAGUAUCGCUUCCUUGCGCAUGAAAGCCAAGGAACACAUUCAGACCCUGGACAAAACGUGGCAACCGAUUUGACGGAG
Messenger RNA from Heteronotia binoei (common prickly gecko), 1054 nucleotides. Its product is annotated as retinal homeobox protein Rx1. Gene Ontology annotation, molecular function: DNA-binding transcription factor activity, RNA polymerase II-specific; RNA polymerase II cis-regulatory region sequence-specific DNA binding. The transcript has 4 exons. Gene Ontology annotation, biological process: positive regulation of transcription by RNA polymerase II. NCBI's taxonomy places the organism in Eukaryota, Metazoa, Chordata, Lepidosauria, Squamata, Gekkonidae. The coding region runs from base 363 to 1049 and encodes 228 amino acids. The record is from RefSeq and is a predicted model, not a curated record.